UUCGAAAAUCUACUCCUAUCAUGGCAUCUCAUCAAGUAAUCCUCGUCUUGAUGUUUUCUGUCUUCUUAAGUGUUUCAUAUGCGUGCACCAACUCCACCAUCGCUGCCUUCAAUAUACAAGUAUUGGGGAAGACUAAGAUGGGAAAACCGGAAGUGGUCAACUAUUUGACAAAGAUUAUUGUUCGAUAUGACAUAGUCCUCAUCCAAGAAAUACGAGAUAUCUCAGAGACAGCUAUUUACGAGCUACUCGAUGGGGUUAAUAAUAGGCAACCAGGAGUCAAUUACAAAAUGGAACUAGGACCACGGGUCGGUCGAACUUCCAGCAAGGAACAAUAUGCCUAUUUUUACAGGGAAGAUAAAUUCAGGGCACUGCAGUCGUUUACUUACAAUGAUAUAUCGGACGAUUUUGAAAGAGAACCAUUUGUUGUUCUCUUUGAAAACCUGGAUAGUGGAGCGAAGGUAUCCAGGUUUUCCAUCGUUGGACUCCACGCUAAGCCCGACCAUGCUCCGCAAGAGAUAGAUUACUUACUUGAUGUCUAUAAUGACGUCAAAGUACAAUUUGGAGAAAACGUCAUACUCAUGGGGGAUUUCAAUGCCGACUGCAGUUAUGUAACUGGAAGUGAGUUUGCGAAUCUUAAACUCAACACGAUGUCAUCUUUCGCUUGGCUCAUCGAUUCUUCAGCCGACACGACUGUAAAGUCAUCACACUGUGCUUAUGAUAGGAUCGUGCUUGCUGGACAGAAGUUGAUCGAAAACGGCCGCGAUGCCGGAGUCUUCAACUAUCAAGAAGAAUAUUGUAUAACACAGGAUUUGGCUGAGGAUAUCAGUGAUCACUACCCUGUAUACUUUACCAUCGUCUAAACUCUAGAAGAUGACGCGCUCAUCAAAUUUGUCGGAACCAAUGACAACAGUUUCCGUCGAAUCAAAUGAAGUCAUUGUGUAGAAAAGUAAAAUUCCUUUAGUACUGAAAUAAUCAGUAAUAACUAAUUAUUGAAAACAUAUAGUGAUAUCAUCAAGAUAUCACCAACGAAAGAUGAUAUUACCAUUAACUUCAAAUAAUUAUAUUAGAAAGGAUUAAUUAAUUUCGUCAAGAUCCUUAUUCCGUAGGCAAAUUCUUACAUGUUAUGUCGAUACCGGUCAUCCAUGCCUUACUUUACCCCCUCGCCCCAAGCUCGAACCCCGACUUUCUUUCAAAUAUAAAAAUUGCAUUUUUUGCGAAUCUGUUGAGACGGUGUUUAUUUAACUCUGUUGACCCCUUUCAACGUUUUGAAUAGAAUAUUUGUUUCACAUUGGAAGCAACUGCUUGAUGAAUAUACUCUAAAUAAAUACGUUUCUGGUGGUUUAACUUGGUUACAAACUGAAGUAGUUGAAAAUAAGCUUUAUCAUUUAGGCUGCCAUUCGAAAUUACAUACUACACGCUGUAACACUGUUGCUUCUCUUUUAUUUAUUUUUUCACACUGGUAGCUAGAGGCAGGGGCACACUUAAAUCGACUAAAUACAGGCCACCAAUAACCAACUAGUCGAUUUUUCUUCAUAUCUGGCGUUCUUAAGUAAACAUAAAGAUUUGUUGCCCUUGAUCAUUAGUCAUAAUAGUUCAAUAUUCUAUGUGAAGUUGGUGUUGAAAUGGUUACAAAGAUAUAUAGUUUAACAGUUUUAAGAGUUGAAUUGCUAGCUCGAAUGGGUGGAUUGGAAAAAAAUAUGAUUAGAUUAUUUCAAUAAAUUCCAUAUGA
Messenger RNA from Lytechinus variegatus (green sea urchin), 1729 nucleotides. RefSeq names its product deoxyribonuclease-1-like. The transcript has 9 exons. Gene Ontology annotation, molecular function: DNA nuclease activity. Gene Ontology annotation, biological process: DNA catabolic process. The record is from RefSeq and is a predicted model, not a curated record. Lineage: Eukaryota; Metazoa; Echinodermata; Echinoidea; Temnopleuroida; Toxopneustidae. Bases 21 to 860 code for a protein of 279 amino acids. Gene Ontology annotation, cellular component: nucleus.